This is a messenger RNA of Oppiella nova, 225 nucleotides long. The record is from the annotation of a GenBank genome assembly. NCBI's taxonomy places the organism in Eukaryota, Metazoa, Arthropoda, Arachnida, Sarcoptiformes, Oppiidae.
AUGACAUUGGCUAUAGUCGGGUGCACCCGCUCGUGGAAUAGUAAGGAUGGGUUUGUGGUCAUAGCCGACAAUAUGAUGAAUUUGGAGCUACUGUUCGAGGCCUGGCGUAUAUCGGGCAACAAAACCCUAUACGAUAUGGCAGUUUCGCAUACAAACCGCACUAUAAUAGAGCACUUGAGGAAAGACUACUCUUACUAUCAAGUGAUCAAAUACAACGAGACCACC